GGGGGCGCUUUACGGCCGGAGGGUAGGGCGGGUCCUAGGCCGGAGGAAGGAGGCCCAGCUGAGGGGCGGGGGUGGGGUGGGGUGGGGAGAGACUUUUUUUGCGGCAGGACGUAAGUGACGGCGAAGACGGUGCGACAGCAGCUGGAGGGCCGAGGAGGCGGCGCGGCGCGUCCGGUCCUCGCCAUGAGGCCGCAGCAGGCGCCGGUGUCCGGCAAGGUGUUCAUCCAGCGAGACUACAGCAGUGGCACCCGCUGCCAGUUCCAGACCAAGUUCCCCGCGGAGCUGGAGAACCGGAUUGAUAGGCAGCAGUUUGAAGAAACAGUUCGAACUCUAAAUAACCUGUAUGCAGAAGCUGAGAAGCUUGGGGGCCAAUCCUAUCUUGAAGGCUGUUUGGCUUGUUUAACAGCAUACACCAUUUUCUUAUGCAUGGAAACUCAUUAUGAGAAGGUUCUGAAGAAAGUCUCCAAAUACAUUCAAGAGCAGAAUGAGAAGAUAUAUGCUCCUCAAGGCCUCCUCCUGACAGAUCCUAUUGAGAGAGGACUUCGAGUUUUUAGAUUGAAAUUACCAUUUAUGAAGACAGAAGCAUAAGCAGUGGAAGAUAAACCAUAAAAUUAAAGAUCCCGCCUCCAGCUGGGAUCCUCGUGUGUCCACUGGCCGAUCGCAGAGCGUCCCUACCUCCUCUCCAGAGCAUCAUUCCUUUGUAUCUGCUGCCAGAGCCACGGUGCCAUUUACUCCAAGGACUAACUUUCUAAAAUUCCACACCUGGAGCGACCUACAGUCGCUCAGCAUCCACUUUGUGUCUCCAGAUUGUGUAGGACUCUGUAACCUUUUGAUUCGUUCCUGAGAGAACACAAUGAAGCAUUUCACUUUUUUUAUUCAAAGCCAUUUAAUAAAAUAAAAAAUACGCAGUUGGUCAGCCCAGCCCAAUGCAAAGUUUAUUUCUUCUCUGCCACCAGUAUGCACCAUUGGUUCUCUCCAUUCUUUGGGCCAGCUUCUCAGGUGGCUUUGGGCCUCAUCAUGUCAUAGCUUAGCCAGUAUUCAGUCUUAUUCCCCAAAAUUAACAAAAUGCUUUUCUCCAGGAUUUUGGUGAGGGGUUGGCUGUGUCUGUGGUUUGGCUAAUGCAUCUCCCAGAUUUCAAAGAACUAC
This is a messenger RNA of Microcebus murinus (gray mouse lemur), 1146 nucleotides long. The record is from RefSeq and is a predicted model, not a curated record. NCBI's taxonomy places the organism in Eukaryota, Metazoa, Chordata, Mammalia, Primates, Cheirogaleidae.